Psammomys obesus (fat sand rat) is the source of this 3192-nucleotide messenger RNA. It is a transcript of the gene Slc15a1, whose product is annotated as solute carrier family 15 member 1. Bases 53 to 2179 code for a protein of 708 amino acids. Gene Ontology annotation, biological process: transmembrane transport; oligopeptide transport. Gene Ontology annotation, cellular component: membrane. The record is from RefSeq and is a predicted model, not a curated record. The transcript is spliced from 23 exons. NCBI's taxonomy places the organism in Eukaryota, Metazoa, Chordata, Mammalia, Rodentia, Muridae. Gene Ontology annotation, molecular function: dipeptide transmembrane transporter activity.
GAGGCUGAGCCCCUGCUGGCCAGUCGCCGUCGGGAGCCCUGCAGCCGCCGCAAUGGGGAUGUCCAAGUCAUGGGCUUGCUUUGGCUAUCCACUGAGCAUCUUCUUCAUCGUGGUCAAUGAGUUCUGUGAGAGGUUCUCCUACUAUGGGAUGCGAGCGAUCCUGGUGCUGUACUUCCGAAACUUCCUCAGCUGGGAUGACGACCUGUCCACCGCCAUCUACCACACGUUCGUCGCCGUGUGCUACCUGACUCCAAUCCUCGGAGCCCUGAUCGCAGACUCGUGGCUGGGGAAGUUCAAGACGAUUGUCUCCUUAUCCAUCGUCUACACCAUUGGGCAAGCGGUGCUCUCCGUGAGCUCAAUUAAUGACCUCACGGACCACAACCACGACGGCACUCCUGACAGCAUUCCUGCGCACGUAGCCCUGUCCAUGAUUGGCCUGGCCCUGAUAGCCCUUGGCACAGGAGGGAUCAAGCCCUGUGUGUCUGCCUUCGGGGGAGAUCAGUUUGAAGAGGGACAGGAGAAACAGAGAAACCGGUUCUUUUCCAUCUUUUAUUUGGCCAUCAAUGCGGGAAGCCUGCUCUCCACCAUCAUCACACCCAUCCUUAGAGUUCAGCAAUGUGGAAUCCACAGCCAGCAAGCUUGUUACCCGCUGGCCUUCGGGGUCCCGGCGGCUCUCAUGGCUGUUGCCCUAAUUGUGUUUCUCCUGGGCAGUAGACUGUACACGAAGUUCCAGCCCCAGGGCAACGUCAUGGGCAAAGUGGCCAAGUGCAUUGGUUUUGCCAUCAAAAACAGGUUUCGGCAUCGCAGUAAGGCAUUUCCCAAGAGGGAGCACUGGCUAGACUGGGCCAGAGAGAAGUACGACGAGCGGCUCAUCGCACAGAUUAAGAUGCUCACGAAGGUGCUCUUCCUGUACAUUCCCCUCCCCAUGUUCUGGGCGCUGUUCGAUCAGCAGGGUUCCAGGUGGACGCUGCAAGCAACAACCAUGUCUGGGAAAAUUGGAGCAAUUGAAAUCCAGCCAGACCAGAUGCAGACUGUGAACGCCAUCUUGAUUGUCAUCAUGGUCCCCAUCAUGGAUGCCGUGGUGUACCCUCUCAUUGCAAAAUGUGGUUUAAAUUUCACCUCCCUGAGGAAGAUGACAGUUGGCAUGUUCCUGGCUUCCAUGGCCUUUGUGGUGGCUGCAGUUGUGCAGGUGGAAAUUGAUAAAACUCUUCCAGUCUUCCCUGGCGGAAAUCAAGUCCAGAUUAAGGUCUUGAACAUAGGCAACAAUAACAUGAUGGUGUCCUUUCCUGGCGAGACCGUGACACUUGGCCAAAUGUCUCAAACAGACAAGUUCAUGACUUUUGAUGCAGACAAGCUGACGAGCAUCAAUGUGACUUCCUCUGGCUCCCCCGUCACUGAAGUGCUUCACAGGUUUGAGCAGGGCCAUCGGCACACCCUCCUGGUGUGGGCCCCCAACAACUACCGCGUGGUACAAGACGGGCUUAACCAGAAGCCAGAAAAGGGAGAAAAUGGAAUCAGAUUUGUCAGCACCCUUAAUGAGAUGGUCACCAUCAAAAUGAGUGGGAAAGUGUACGAAAACGUCACCAGUUACAAUGCCAGCGGUUAUCAAUUUUUCCCUUCUGGCGUAAAAGACUUCACAAUAAACUCCACAGAGGUUGCACCUGGGUGUCCACAUGAUUUUAAAUCUUCCAACCUCGACUUCGGCAGUGCAUAUACCUAUGUGAUCCAAAAGGGGAGUGACGGCUGCCUGGAGGUGAAGGAAUUUGAAGACAUUCCACCCAACACAGUAAACAUGGCUCUGCAGAUCCCCCAGUACUUCCUGAUCACCUGUGGCGAGGUGGUCUUCUCUGUCACGGGGCUGGAGUUCUCCUAUUCCCAGGCUCCGUCCAGCAUGAAGUCCGUGCUGCAGGCUGGCUGGCUGCUCACUGUGGCGGUUGGCAACAUCAUCGUGCUCAUUGUGGCCGGGGUUGGGCACUUCGGUCAGCAGUGGGCGGAGUACGUGCUGUUCGCCUCAUUGCUUCUGGUCGUGUGUAUCAUUUUUGCCAUCAUGGCUCGGUUCUACACCUACGUCAACCCAGCUGAGAUCGAGGCUCAGUUCGAUGCAGAAGAGAAGAAACAGGGUGCUGGGAAGGACACCCCACACUCCGCAUCGGAACCUGUGUCACAGACAAACCUGUGAUGGACAGAAGGCAAGAGAGGAACCCACAAGCACCCUGCCCGUGCGCCGGGGACAGUGCACAUCAGUGACCACCGCAGAGCCGUGAGGCACAGCAGCCGCUUUCUGAGCUGCCCACCGCCAAUCAGGAGCCUUUCCAAAUUUUCAGCUUUUUGGUUUUCAAGACGGGGUUUCUCUGUGUAGACUCACCAGGCUACGCUCAAACUCACAGAGAUCCUCCUGCCUCUCCCUGCUGAGUGCUGGGAUUACAGGCGUGCACCACCACAUCAAGCUGAAAUAUUAUUUAAAACAUGCACUUUUUUAAAAAAACACUGGGCCAUGUUUUACAGUUCUGCCACAGAAGGAAACUCAGUUCACACUAACUUAAUUUUUUCUAACAUUUUUAUGAAAGCAAUGUUGAAUUUACAGAGGGCUUUUUAAGAAUAGUAUGUAGUGAACAUCGGCUGAUUUGGGCUAAUAACUUUACCUUGGGCUUUGUUGUUUGUUUUUCUAGCUUUGCUUCCCUGCCUCUUUUUAGAUUAUGUAUAACUCAAAACACUAUUGAAGCGAAGCUUACUCAUGAGUUGGGCUACACUGGUAUCAAGUAAAGUCUUGUUUUGUUUUGUUUUCGGUUUGGGUUUGAUUUUGAUAUUUUUUUCAAGGCAAGGUUUCUCUGUGUAGCCCUGGCUGUCCUGGACUCACUCUGUAGACCAGGCUAGCCCUGAAUUCAGAGAGAUCGGCCUGCCUAUGCCUCCCUGAGUGCUGGGAUUAAAGGUGUGCCCUACCACAGCCCAGCUUAAAUUUUUGUUCCUAAAAAUAUCUGCUUGUGAGUCUCUGGGUAUGGUAGGAAACCUUUCCUGCCCGAUCUGGUUAUACUGUUGAUAUGUGCUCAUUAAAAUGUCUUCAGAAACCGACAAAGCAUUAACAAAAGCAAAACCCACACAGGGUAAACCCUGGGCACAAGAGACACCCACAUUUAUCGCUUCUUGGUCCUGUGUUUUUCUCAGGGAAAUAAAGAAAAAAUCUUUGACAACUAA